ACAUAGCUACAGUAGUCUCAUGUUAAUUAACUCAAAACAUUUAGCUCGAUUUAAACUAACGAAAUUACUAGUCGAAAACGGUAACGUGGAGUAGAAGUAAAAACAUCAUGUGAAAUCAAACUGUAGCAAACUUUCUGUAUUGCGAUUCCUUCAUCCCCCAAAAAUAUUUCCAUAGUCCCUCCUUCUCCCAACUCCGACUCACUCCUCCACAGGGUUUGUUUCUUGGACCAUGGCGCUGCACUCUGAUCGUUUCACUGUAUACGUGGCGUUUCAUUUUGUUAUUAUAGCAUUACUUAAUUUUACCUUAGCAACCCCGGGUAGAGGCAGCUCCAGUGUUUUGUCACUGCUGCAGCCGUAUGAUUUCUUGUAUUACAGUGGAGUACGCUCAUAUUUUGGUGAGGAGUGGGUAAAGGCUGCGGAGCUGCUGGAGAAAGCCAUCGUGACCAAGGAAUCACUGUUUAGAGUCCGCAGGCAGUGUCAUGAUGACUGUGUGACAGCAGGGAGAGAGGCGUUCAAUAAACUGGAUAUUGAAGAGGGGCGUCUGUGGGACCUCUGGACCUUUGAUUGGGUGCAGCAGAGAGCUGAAUGUUUGAGGUUCUGUAUUGGACACUCUAUCUCACCCGCAGGACAGCUCCCAGUUUCUACUGACAUAGAGUAUGAAUUCAGCUCUCGCAACCCUUACAACUUCCUGCAGGUCACAUAUUAUAAGUUGGAAAAGUUGCAGAAGGCAGCAUCAGCAGCUCAUACCUACUUUGUGGCCAACCCCAGUCACUUAGAGAUGAGGAACAACAUUGAGAAGUACAGACGGAUGGAGGGAGUAACCGAGGACGCCUUCCAGGACAGAGAGCUUGAGAAUGAGAAACACUGGGUCCUUUAUGAUUCUGCAGUUCAGUAUGAGGCCUCCUCUGACUGGGUGCAAGCAGCAGGGAAAUGGAAAGCAUCUGUGAAUGAAACACUGCGGCAGACAGACGAGUGCAGGGUGCAGUGUGAGGUGGCCUCUCAGAGGCUGCCAGAGGACAGGGGAGUGGACAGUGUUGAUGGCGUGUUCGAGAAGGCUGCAGCUCUUUCCCUUUCCCUGCUCUCGUGCCGGCAAUCAUGUGUGACUCAGGUAGCCACAAGACCCGGAAGGAUUUCUUCUCAGGAGGACUUCCUGCCAACACAGCUGGAGCAUCUGCAUAUUGCACAGUUCAAAGCUGGUGAUAUUAGUGGAGCAGUGCAGACACUUCGCUCUCUUCUCCUGUUUUACCCCUCUGACAAGGACUCCUUAGACAACCUGCAGCUCUACUAUGAGACACUAGGAGGAGACACAGAGUCACAGGGCACACAGCCUGCUCAGGAGAUUGUGAGAUACAUUAGUCGUGCUUUGGAGGAGAAGAAGCUACUGUAUUUUGGUAUGGAGAACCUUGACUUCAGUUUUACCGACCCAGAUCUUUGGACUCCAGAAGAUGUUGUACCUGAAUCACUGAGGGAUAGUUGGAGAGCUGAAAAAGAGAAAAUAAAUGAGAGAAUUAAAGAGCAAGAGCAGAAAGAGGAGGUGGAUGACAGUGGAUUUUUUGCAGGUGGUCCAGUCCAUCAGGUGGGUGUGACCAUCACCAUGGAUGACAAGGUUAUGAAUGGGACCAAUCGCGUAGUACUCGAUGGAGUCAUGACUGAGAAGGAGUGUGACAGAAUACUGCAGUUAGCAACAGCUGCAGCAUCUGCUGGAGAUGGUUACCGGGGACGCCGGUCUCCGCACACGCCUCAUGAGACGUUUGAGGGCCUGACUGUCCUCAGGUCUGUAAAGUUGGCUCAAGAUGGCCUGGUGAACCAAUCAGAUGCCCGGCUGUUACAUGAGCUGGGCGAGAGAGUGAAAAACCUGCUGCACUCAUACUUUAGGAGCCCUUCAGGACUCUUCACCUCUUUCACACACCUGGUCUGCCGCAGUGCUAUCGCAGGAGACCAGGAGGGCAGGCUGGACCUGUCUCACCCUGUCCAUGUUGACAACUGUCUCCUAGAGCCGGAGACCAAUCAGUGCUGGAGGGAACCGCCAGCAUUCAUACACAGAGACCUCAGUGCCAUUCUCUACCUGAAUGACAACUUUGAUGGAGGAGAGUUGUUCUUUACUAACAGGGACGCCAAGACAGUAACAGCUCGAGUAAAACCCAGCUGCGGUCGACUGGUGGGCUUCUCGUCAGGUCCAGUAAAUCCACACGGUGUUACUGCAGUGACCAGUGGCCGGCGGUGCACACUGGCCCUCUGGUUUACCAAGGAGAAGCUCUACAGGGACAUGGAGCGAGAGGAGGCAGAGGCCAUGUGGGCAGCAGACGGACAGAGUGUGGUGAAAAAAGACAACGAGGAGGCAGAGGGCGGCGCCGCCACCCCCGGCAGGAACGCUCGGAACCAAGCAUCAAAGGAGAGGAGCAAAGGGAGAGGCAGGGUGACAGGGGGCAAAGAUGAGCUGUGAGAGCCAGAACAAACCUGACACACUGAACCACCCAAACUGGAAAACAUUCUCAUCUUUGUCCACUCUAGUGGACUAGUCCGCCAUCCCAUAUUUGGACCAUGACACCAACCAUGAACACGUUUACGUUUUUAGCCACACAAUCAUUCUCUUCAUCUUGCUGCCUUUUUAUGUAAAGCUGCUUGCGAGUUUGUAUUUACUGUAUUUAUACUGUAUCUGAUGAAAAUAAGUGAGAGAAACGCGGUCCUUUCCUCCCUCUAAUGUCAAUCUGUACUUUUGUUUUAGCAGCUUGAUUGACCGAUAUCACUUCAUUAGAAAAUGAAGAGAAUAAAAGAAGAAAUAAAUGUGA
Molecule: messenger RNA, 2789 nt
Organism: Perca fluviatilis (European perch)
Lineage: Eukaryota; Metazoa; Chordata; Actinopteri; Perciformes; Percidae
Gene: p3h3
Product: prolyl 3-hydroxylase 3
Exons: 16
Coding region: 230-2443 (737 amino acids)
Biological process (GO): collagen metabolic process
Cellular component (GO): endoplasmic reticulum
Molecular function (GO): iron ion binding; protein binding; procollagen-proline 3-dioxygenase activity
Source: RefSeq, a predicted model, not a curated record